CUCCACCCGCAGCCCCGUUGGCGUUGGCGGGAGCUGGGCGGGGCCGGCGCCGUGAGCGGCUCCGGCGGCCGGGCCGGGCCGGGCCGGGCCUUGCUUGGCCGUACAGCGGCGGAGCGUGCGGACGGUGGCUCGCUGAUAUUACUACUCUGAAGAUUGGGGCAGAGCUGGGCCUGGCAAGCUUGGGCUGGGAAUGAAGUUGCCUUGGAGAUUGGGCAAGAUUUUUAAGCACGAGUUGAAGAGAAAUCUGUGAUGAGUCUUCUGUCAUUAACCUCUUCUGAGUCUUUCUGUCUACAGCAGACCUCUACAGGGAUACACACCAAAGUGGCUGCAUUUCAGUGGGACUCUGACUCCUUGACAGGGAGAGCAACUCCUCCCAUCUGGCAGUCGGCUGGGCCUCGGGGAGCUGAUACAACUCUCUUGAGUUCUUACUGGCUGUGCUUGGCAAGAUGGAGCCGCCGACCUCCUCCAGGCUGAAUUCCCGUAAGAGAAGAAAAGAUGGAUCUGGCCCCAAUGGGGCAACAGAGCUGGAUGGAAUCCCUCCAAAAAUGUCCCGGCGCUCACUCGGACUGAGGGAACCGGCUCCGUUCUCAGAUGAAGUGGAAAUCGAUUACAGCAAGCCAUACAUCAGAGUAACAUAUGAAGAAGCAAUGAGAGGGACGCCUUUGGAUCGCCCUGUCAGAGUUUAUGCCGAUGGAAUAUUUGAUUUGUUUCACUCUGGACAUGCCCGGGCCUUGAUGCAAGCAAAGAACCUCUUCCCAAACACAUACCUCAUUGUUGGAGUCUGCAGUGACGAGCUAACCCAUAACUUCAAGGGCUUCACAGUAAUGAAUGAAAAUGAGCGGUAUGACGCUGUGCAGCACUGUCGCUAUGUGGAUGAAGUGGUGAGAAAUGCGCCAUGGACGCUUACCCCCGAGUUCCUGGCAGAGCACAGGAUCGACUUUGUUGCACACGAUGACAUCCCCUAUUCUUCUGCUGGCAGUGAUGAUGUUUAUAAGCAUAUAAAAGAAGCAGGUAUGUUUGCGCCAACUCAGAGGACUGAGGGGAUCUCAACAUCUGAUAUCAUCACCAGGAUCGUGCGGGACUAUGAUGUUUAUGCCAGACGGAACCUGCAGCGGGGUUACACAGCUAAAGAACUCAAUGUCAGCUUCAUAAACGAGAAGAAAUAUCACCUCCAGGAGCGUGUGGAUAAGGUGAAAAAGAGGGUGAAGGACGUAGAGGAGAAGUCAAAGGAAUUCGUCCAGAAAGUGGAGGAGAAGAGUAUUGAUCUCAUUCAGAAGUGGGAAGAGAAGUCCCGGGAGUUCAUUGGCAAUUUCCUGGAGAUGUUUGGUCCAGAAGGUGCAUUGAAACACAUGCUGAAGGAGGGCAAGGGCCGGAUGCUGCAGGCCAUUAGCCCAAAGCAGAGUCCCAGCAGUAGCCCCACGCACGACCGCUCCCCAUCUCCCUCCUUCCGCUGGCCUUUUUCAACCAAGACUCCUCCCUCCUCACCAGCCAACCGCUCCAGGAAUGAGUCUGCGGUCACCUAUGACAUCAGUGAGGAUGAAGAGGAUUAAGCUACCAGCCAGGAUUCGCUGUGAACCGCUAACCGCCGCAUCCUAAGUCUGAACCCACUGGGGAACUCUAAAUGAGCGAGAGAGCCAUAGGAACAGGGCUGAUGGUGAGCACAGUGCAUUGGAGGCACCUGUUGCUCUUAGCAAGGGCUGCUGCCUGGAAGCACAUUCAAACUUCCUUCUCCUCCCCAAAUCCCCUUUUUAUUGUUUACAUUCUAGUAGUUUCCAGGGGGAAGAUCGUUUUUAUAUUUUAGAAAAUACUUUUAAAGCGGAAAGAUAGCACUCAAGCGUGGCUUUUGUUUUGGUUUCUUUUCCCUUGUUAAACCUCCAGGCAAGAGGGAGAAUGGGAAGACCCAUGUGUCUCUUCUUUGCUUCAGUUCCUCUGUCUUAUUCCCCCCCACCCCCAGGCAGUAUCUGUGCCACUGCCAAAUGAAAGCCCCCUCAAUCAGCAUGACCUUGAGAGCAUGCAGGAGGUAGUCGUGUAAAGAGGCCUCUCGGAAAUAGAAACAUUUCUGCUGCACUGAAGCCCAUAGGAAUAUAUCCAGCAGAUGCUGUAGUGCUCAUGUGCCCCUUAGCUGAGCUUCCCAGAAUGUCAUAAUGAGGAUGUGCUGAGCAGGGAGCUGCCAGCUUAGCACACAGGAGUUACACCCUGGAGGAACUCGCAGCACCAUAGAGUUGCACACCCCAUAAGCACACAGCAUUUGCAGCUCCAAACUGUACAGGGCUGCAGGGGAAAGGCCUUUCCAGCUAAUCUUAACAAGACUGCUAACUCUUGAGCUAAAAUUCAGCCCUCAGUUGCUGUUGGAGAGAAGAGAAUGAAUCUUUGCUUCAGGG
This is a messenger RNA of Neopsephotus bourkii (Bourke's parrot), 2381 nucleotides long. It is a transcript of the gene PCYT1A, whose product is annotated as phosphate cytidylyltransferase 1A, choline. The transcript is spliced from 11 exons. Bases 447 to 1550 code for a protein of 367 amino acids. Gene Ontology annotation, cellular component: endoplasmic reticulum. Gene Ontology annotation, molecular function: phosphatidylcholine binding; choline-phosphate cytidylyltransferase activity. NCBI's taxonomy places the organism in Eukaryota, Metazoa, Chordata, Aves, Psittaciformes, Psittacidae. Gene Ontology annotation, biological process: CDP-choline pathway. The record is from RefSeq and is a predicted model, not a curated record.